Necator americanus (New World hookworm) is the source of this 1389-nucleotide messenger RNA. RefSeq lists its product as uncharacterized. The transcript is spliced from 14 exons. The record is from RefSeq and is a predicted model, not a curated record. Gene Ontology annotation, molecular function: chloride channel activity; transmitter-gated monoatomic ion channel activity involved in regulation of postsynaptic membrane potential; excitatory extracellular ligand-gated monoatomic ion channel activity. Gene Ontology annotation, biological process: signal transduction; chloride transmembrane transport; regulation of membrane potential. Gene Ontology annotation, cellular component: synapse; plasma membrane; neuron projection. NCBI's taxonomy places the organism in Eukaryota, Metazoa, Nematoda, Chromadorea, Rhabditida, Ancylostomatidae. The coding region runs from base 1 to 1389 and encodes 462 amino acids.
AUGACAGUUUGCGAUCUGCUGCAGGAGUAUGACGCUGCAGUUCGCCCUAGUGGACGAACACCAUACAAUAACACUAAAGGUCCUGUGGUCGUAACGACAAGCCUCAAUAUUCGCUCAAUCUCCGCAGUUUCCGAAAAAAAUAUGGAAUUUGUGGCUCAGUUCCGAUUUCGUCAAGAAUGGUUUGACGAUAGGUUGCGUUUUAUGGAUCAUCAGGGUCCGCUUUCUCCAGAAUUUCGUAAUUUUGAGUUUAUUCAUGUAGCUAGGGACCAACGUUUAUGGAUUCCGGACACAUUUUUCCAAAACGAACGAAACGGGUGGUACCAUAUGUUGGACCAGGAGAAUCGCUUCUUGAAGAUUCGCUCAGACGGGAAACUCAUUUAUGAUAGACGAUUAACACUUCACUUAUCAUGCUCUAUGCAUUUAUCGCGUUAUCCAAUGGACUCGCAACUCUGCGAAAUCGCAUUUGCUUCCUAUGCCUACACCACCGACGACAUCAAGUACGAAUGGGAUGUUGAGGCGAUCCGGAUCCACGACGGAGCCAACGGUGCUCUGCCCAACUUCGACAUCGCCACCUUCACGAACGGGACAUGCCAUUCCAAAACAAACACUGGUGAGUAUUCAUGCUUGCGAGUGGAACUGAAGCUGAAUCGUGUGUUCUCGUUCUUCCUUCUGCAACUGUACAUUCCGUCGUCGAUGUUGGUCGGCGUAGCUUGGGUUUCUUACUGGAUUGAUUGGAAAAGUACUGCCGCUCGUGUGCCAUUAGCAAUCGUCACCCUUCUUACAAUGAUAACUACUUCACACGCCAUUAACUCAAAUUUGCCUCCCGUCUCCUAUGCGAAGUCGAUCGACAUUUGGGUCGGAGCGUGCGUUGUGUUCAUCUUCUUUUCGUUGAUUGAGUACGCUGUUGUCAAUUACAUGGGGAUUAUGGAUGAACACAGACAAAUGAGGAAAGCAGCAUGCAAUCGCAGUCGCCUUUCGAAUGUGAUAGAUAACCAAUUCUACAUGCAGUGCGCUGAGCAGAUGACUUCGCCAACCUCCUUCGUCGGAUUCAGUCCACAAGAGAAAAAGCGCCUUCUUCGUCGUAAACGCAAUAGGUCAUUCGAGUUGCGCGAGGAGGAAGUCGGGAUGGAAAUGGACGGUAUUGAACUUGGCGACUUAGUACCGCCCAGAACAGCAGGACAUAUCGAGCAGGGUUGGACGUUUCAGGACACAACAGAUCUUGUCUAUAUCGGACAACGUAAAAGGGUGGAGCUGGUUAGAUGGUGCAGUGUACUGUCCUCCAGAGGUCGUGCAGAAAGAAUUGAUAUUAUCGCCAGGAUAAUAUUUCCUAUCGCCUUUAUUAUGUUCAACUUCGCUUACUGGAGCAUAUAUUUGGAUAACAGUGAAUAA